This is a messenger RNA of Dujonia railenensis, 1068 nucleotides long. Lineage: Eukaryota; Fungi; Ascomycota; Pichiomycetes; Serinales; Debaryomycetaceae. The record is from the annotation of a GenBank genome assembly.
AUGCCGUCACAAUGCCAUCCGGCCGCUGCGUCCAAUGAUACUGCUUCCAGUUCGCUCCCUAACCUCAUAAGCGUCCUUCAAUCUUCUCGUGAGGAUAAAGAGCUUCACUGGCUCGUUUCUUCUAUGAUCAUGCCAGAAUUCGAAAGAAUUCUAGAAACUCUUCAAAUCUGUGGAAACAUGCUACUAUACAAUUCUCCACAGCACCCGGAUCCCGAGAAGCGUAUCGAAAGAGGACCAUCUAUAAAAUUACCGGUAUCAUCGAACAAGCUGGAAGCAUUAAAAGGGAUCAUUGUAAGGAACGGAAUAUAUAUUACACAAUUGACAUUAAACUUGAAAGACUCAUAUUUUAAUAAGCAUAUACAUAGAAUUAACUUAAAUCAACCAGUGUUACUACCACAAUUGAUUACGGCAAAAGAGUCUAUAGAUUCUGCUAUGUUGCUUAUACAGAAUUUCAAUGAAGAUCAGAAUCAUUCGGAUUUGAAAAGAUCGUUUGAGAACAUACUACAUGAAUUAUCUAUAGCCAAGCAAUGCUUACAAUUCCCCAUAGAUCCAACGUUGGUUUUCCCGCUUCAUAUCGUAGAAUCUGAAUUGUUUACACCUCCCUUACCGCUGAAUCUCAGCUUAGAUAUCUACAUAAAUCAAGCAGAACUUUGCAUAGAUAUGAAGAACUUGCAUAAGAUUACGGAGGAGCCUUGGAGCCACAUAGACCCUGAGCUGGGUAAGUCAUACGUCGACAAAGUGAGAGACGAGAUGAGAAACCCUACCAAUGGAACGACGACUCCGUUAAAUCUCUCUGACGUGCAUUUGAAAGACGAGGAUCCUGCGCCUCACCACCUGGCAUUGAAAGCAUUAGGUCAACUUUUGAAACCUAAGAUGAGCCCACAGGAGUAUAUCACCAAAUGUGUCACCUAUAACAACUCUGUGGUGAUGGUUAACCGUAAGAUUGAUGUUUCAUGUCCAGAUCCGUUGUUGGUCAGCACAUACACGAAGUUGGAUAGCUUAGAGAAUAUUGUUGAAAGCUUCUUACACAAUUUGAAAGUUGCGUGUGCUCAUGACUUGCCUGCUUGA